AUGACUAAGCCAUUGGAAGAUGAACAUGUUAUCGAACCAAAGUUGAAGCCGAAAAAAAGUUGGCUACAUGAAGGUUUAUCAGAGAAGAACUAUAAUGGAGGGAAAAGAGUUUACAACUUUAAAGCGCAGGGACAAAUAUAUCACGAUCUACCAUCAUUGAUCCCAAAGGAUGAGAAGCCACGGUACUUCCAGCUGUACUUCUACGAUACAGAUCAUGAAAUGGUUAACAGAAUGUCAAUACUAGAAGAUGCAAAAUUAUCAGAGGAACUCAUGGGUAAAAUUAGGAAAAUAAUGAACCAAAAUCCAUAUGCACAAUUCUUUAUGCAACUAAAACACCAUUCAAGUUUUCAAAACUUAGAAAUACGCAUAGCUGCAAAUGCUUCUUUAGACCAACGAGUGUACAAUAAACCUUCAGUAGAUCAGGUUGCGACAAUUUGGGUGGACGGAAACAAUCUAAAUAUCCCAUUUAAAAGAGAAAUUAUUGUACACGAACAUUCAGGGAACAAACAUCGAGUCAAACAUUAUUAUGGUUGUUAUGAUCCUCUACAAUAUCCAUUGAUUCUACCAAGAGGUAAAGGAGGUUGGCAUCAAGGAGUAGUGAAAAGUCGCAAUCCAAAUAUCAACAUUCCGACAUAUGCCACAACAACUGCCAACACAUGGGUUGGAUCAUAUGACACUGCAACAGAGAUUUUCAACAGGGAAGAACAAGGCAAAUGUAGAGGAGAGAAAGUUGGCCAAAGGGUCUUACUACCAGGAUCAUUCAUCGGAGGGCCGAGGGAUAUGCGAAGACGCUAUAUGGAUGCUAUGGCUUUGGUUCAAGAGUUUGGAAGGCCGGAUCUAUUUAUCACCAUGACAUGUAAUCCAAAAUGGACAGAGAUUCAAGAUGAACUAUAUGAGGGACAAGUCGUGCAAGAUAGGCCAGAUAUGGUGACCAGAGUAUUUAGGGAAAAAUUGCAAGACCUGAAAGAUCAAAUAUUCAAGAAAGAAAUAUUUGGCCCUAUAGCAGGACAUGUUUUUGUGAUUGAAUUCCAGAAGAGAGGCCUACCGCAUAUACAUCUACUACUAAUAUUAAAAGAAGGUCAUAAAAUAAGAUCAGCAGAUCAGUAUGACAAAUAUAUUUUGGCAGAAUUGCCCGCUAAGGACAAGCAGCCACAAUUGUAUGAAUUGGUAAUCAAACAUAUGAUACAUGGACCUUGCGGUGUAAGGAGAAAAUCAAGUCCAUGCAUGAAGGAUGGACAAUGUAAAUUUCACUAUCCCUGA
Solanum stenotomum is the source of this 1260-nucleotide messenger RNA. RefSeq lists its product as uncharacterized. The record is from RefSeq and is a predicted model, not a curated record. The coding region runs from base 1 to 1260 and encodes 419 amino acids. Lineage: Eukaryota; Viridiplantae; Streptophyta; Magnoliopsida; Solanales; Solanaceae. The transcript is spliced from 3 exons.